This is a messenger RNA of Plectropomus leopardus (leopard coralgrouper), 5041 nucleotides long. It is a transcript of the gene adrb2a, whose product is annotated as adrenoceptor beta 2, surface a. The record is from RefSeq and is a predicted model, not a curated record. Gene Ontology annotation, biological process: adenylate cyclase-activating adrenergic receptor signaling pathway; norepinephrine-epinephrine-mediated vasodilation involved in regulation of systemic arterial blood pressure; positive regulation of MAPK cascade. Gene Ontology annotation, molecular function: beta2-adrenergic receptor activity; norepinephrine binding. Lineage: Eukaryota; Metazoa; Chordata; Actinopteri; Perciformes; Serranidae. Gene Ontology annotation, cellular component: plasma membrane.
CUGAGUGAGUGAGACACGCGGAGGUUAAGAAAAACAGACAGUAGAGAGACGGACAUGUGACAGAGAAGGAAAUACUGAAGAGUGACAUUUCUACUUUGUAUGGGAGGCAGGAAACAAGACAACUACCUGUGGAGAUGGGAAGUACGACCCUCCCAGUGCACCUUAAUGUGAGCGCAGUGACAACCAACUCGUCAUCAGGCUCAGCUCAGAAUGAGGAGGGUUACAGUGAGGCAACAAUGAUCCUGCUGGGCAUGAUCAUGUCCUUACUCGUCCUGGGCAUUGUCUUUGGCAACAUCCUGGUAAUAACAGCGAUUGCCCGCUUCCAGCGUCUCCAAAAUGUCACCAACUGUUUCAUCACAUCCCUGGCCUGUGCCGACCUGGUCAUGGGUCUCAUCGUGAUUCCUUUUGGUGCUUGCUACAUCAUCUUUAACACCUGGCACUUUGGUAGUUUCUGGUGUGAGUUCUGGACCGCCACUGAUGUGCUCUGUGUGACUGCAAGCAUCGAGACCCUUUGUGUCAUUGCUAUAGACCGCUAUUUGGCCAUCACUUCUCCCUUUCGUUACCAGUCCAUGCUGACCAAGUGCAAGGCUCGCAUUGUGGUUGUGCUGGUGUGGGUGAUUGCUGCCCUGAUAUCUUUCCUGCCCAUCCACAUGAAGUGGUGGAUAGCAGAUGGUGAGGAAGCUGAGAAAUGCAUUAACGACAGCAGCUGCUGCGAGUUCUACACCAACAUGGCAUACGCCAUCACCUCCUCUAUCAUCUCCUUCUACAUCCCUUUGGUCAUCAUGGUUUUUGUCUACAGCCGCGUCUUCCAGGAGGCCAAGCGCCAGCUGAAGAAGAUUGACCAAAGUGUUGGACGUUUUCACAACAGCGACAACACCAACCUCAAAUCUCUUGAGGCCAACAACGGGCGUGGCCACAAGAAGGCCAAGUUUUGCCUUCGGGAACACAAAGCUCUAAAGACACUGGGCAUCAUCAUGGGGAUCUUCACUCUAUGCUGGCUGCCCUUCUUUCUGCUCAACGUAGUGGUGGCCAUAUGGAAGGUAGAGGGCACUGAGCUCACCUUCAGGAUACUCAACUGGAUAGGUUACGCAAACUCUGCCUUCAACCCGCUCAUUUACUGCCGCAGUCCUGAGUUUAGGUAUGCUUUCAAGGAAAUCCUCUGCAUGAAGAGGAACCGCCUAAGUAACCCGGGUCCCGUGAACGGAUACAUCUACAGCCGACACAGCUGGCAGAGCGAGCAGCAAGGGAGGAGUAAAGGCAGCUUGGAAGACAGUGACAUUAAUGAAGGGUGUCUGGGGAAGGGAGCAGGGAUCUGCAGUGUUGUGGACAGAACAGUGGACCCCAACGGGAAUUGCAACAAAGGCCUAUCAACUGUUACAACUUCCCUUUAAAAUUGGAGCCCUGAGACAUCUGUCAACAAGGCGAUCCAGACAUGUUUACACUGCUACCAUAAACUUUAUUUCCAAUUGACUAAUGAAGGUAAGGCCAGUCCACCUGACUGGUAAAGACUGCUUUAAGGAGUUAUAAGAUGUUCAGCUGAGGAAAGAACUUCUCCUCCUCUUUCAAUGAGUAAAUACUGUAGGAAGAUCACUUUUCCUUUUGUUAUUUUGUUACUUUUAUCAUAUUUAACUUCCAUCUACCUCAUCACAUCUUUCCCAACAUAUGUUUCUUAAUUGAUUGUUUCACAUUAACUCACUGUCCACAGGACACAUGGGCAGUAUCUCAGCUGUUUAUUUACUCUACUAAAUGGUCUGUGCAUUAUAUAAUUGCUAAUUAUGGCUCCCAUUGAAUUUGCGGGCAUGUUUUUUUCAUCGGAGAGUUCUUGGCAAAAGAUCCCACAAUUUAUUAGCAUAAAAAUGUUUUAGAGAUUCAAAGUAAAUGUUGGAGGCUGUAAAUUCCAUUCAGGCAUGCCAGUUCGGCAUGAGUACUUAUUUCCAUCAGAAAAUGGACGAGGAGCAUGAACAGAUCAAACUUAAUGCCUCUUUGGUGCUUUUGUUUGAAGAAAUACAUUCCAAAUCAACCAAGAUUAUAAUUUGGCUUCAUUCUUCUCCAUAUUUUUUUUUUUAAUUUGAUGGAUUGUUUCAGUGUGAAAGAUGAUCAACAACAGGUCUUUUUCUACUCACUGCUCAGCAAUGUUGUGAGGCCCUGCUCCCCUCUCUGAUGUUUUACAGCCAGUUUCAUGGGUGUUUCUGUUGCCAGCAGAUAGCACCAAGAUAUGAAGUUAUCUACAACUCACUGGUGCAAGCUGAGAAACGCCUGGGGCCAUCCUUGGUUACAUCAUAAAAGUGAAAGUUUGUAUAUGUUGAGUCAGAUUAUAUUAUCUGCCCAGACAAUAUCUAAUAUAGUGCAAAGCAGAUGGCAUUAAUGUGAUUAAUCCUGCAUAGUAUUGACCUUUAAAGCUUGCAGCUGUUUCAUGAAGAAAUGCUUUUUUUUUUUUUUUCUUUUAGAUUUGCACCGCAAAACCUAUCAGUCAUAUCUUGCAUCCACUCCACUGGUUCAGAUGUGCAACAUGCAAACCAGUAGUUGGUACACUCUAUAGCUAUUACAUAAGUCAAACUAUGAGUCUCUUAUGUCCACUCUAUGUGCCGGUGGCAACAGUCACAGUUGUCCCUUUUGUCACACAAGCCCUGUUUGUUUAUUACAUUGUGUUGUUGCUGUGUUUCAGCAUGUACAGUGUUUACUGAAACCAGAGAAGCGGUUUCCUUAGUCAUGGCACAAGGGUACAAACCACACACGCAAUAAUAAACAGUGCAUCGAAAUAGCCAAGCGAUAACAAAGUUCCAGGCCUGAUACUGGCGGUGGUGGUGACUACUCACAGGGCCAAUAAACGGAGAUGAGAAAAACAGUCCUGUGCACCUUUGUCAACUGCUCCCCGACAUUUCCCAGAGUCUCCUCACUAUAAACGGAUGUCUUUAUCUUUAUGAAAUCAGCCUAACAUUUGGAUAAGACACUCAGGAGUCCACUGGAACGGUGCCUCAGCUGCUCCAGUUGUUUCAGUCAAUUUCAGACUGUCUACCAUGUCUACUUUAGACAUGACUUGGUGUGCAGUCUUCAGGAAAUGCCCCCAAUCCAGCUGGGCCCAGCCCAAUAAACAUGAAUAAAUCCAUUAUCUCUGUCGUUUAGUUGGUGAAUCAGAUAACCCUGUCUCAGGAACAAAGUAUACAGUUCCCAUUUUGAAUGAUCAGAUAUGAUGAGAACCAAAGGGCCAAUGUGAAAUGAGACUCUUUUUUUAUCGCCUGUCUUAGGAUGACAGACUCUUAGGAGUCUCACUUUUUGAUGGACACAAGCAUUGAUGGAAAAUGAGUACUUAGCAGGCAUUCACCCACUUUUCCCCGCACUAAAUGAUAGGUGUUGCAAGUGUCACCAUUUCCCCAGACAGUUUGAUGUUCUGAUCAAAGUGACAGCGUGCUAAAUGUGGCUACUGACAGCAGGGGGGGAGCAGGGGUUUUCUGCCAGUCUAAAUCGGUGUUUGUGACCUGUGUUUUAGUGCAUGUGUCGCCUCCAAAGUAAGGUCAGCCGACACCAUCAAAACUGUGAACUUUGUUCCCUCUGAGGAAUCCAUAUGUACUGUAUCACCAGGUUUGGACAGUCACAGACCUUUGGAAUAGACGUAAAUACAGUGUCAUCGUACGUCAGCGUUUGCCAUGUGAAAAACAAGCUUUCAAGCAUGUUUAUCUUUUUUCUGUUUUUCUUUUUCAUGGAUUUACAGCAAAGUAAAUGCAGGGGUUGAAUGUCACAACAAAUGUUCUCCAGGGUAUUUUUUUUUUCAACAUUUUCACUGUACAGCUUGCACAAUGCACAAAACAGACCAAGAUUUUGAUACAUGACUAUUUUAUUUAUUCACUUACAAUCAAUUGCAUUGACACUAAAUGAAUGACUCACUGCUGAUGGUCUUGUAUUUAAAACAUCUUUAGAAGCACUUUGCAAGUGAUCGUUUGCAUGUCUGCUAUAUAUAUGUGUGUGGUGAUGUGUAUGUGGACUGUGGUGCAAUUUCCUUUCAAAGUGAUCUGUUUUAGCCUAUUGGAGUAGGUUGUAAACCAUAUAUCCACACUGCUCCCUCCUGGCAGUGGCCUCUCCUUGCACCUCAGCUGUCUCAAUUAAUGGUUAGUGUUUUAUCAAUAUGCCUGUAUAAUAAUAUGGAGGGUAAUUCAUGUCUUCACCUCUUCAUGCUAGAGGACAUAGCAAAGAUGUGUGCAAUGAGUUUUGAAUGAUUUCAUGACGCUACAACAUUCCAAAUACAGCUGAUGGUUUGGAGCAAGUCCACUGUUGCAUGAAAUGUACAUGCAGUUUUCCCAAUGAAAUUAAGAGGAGAUUCUGGGUUGAAGACAAGUCUUAGAGGUUGUAUAACAAUGAGGAACGUUAAUUUCAAGAGCAAAAGAAGGUCAUCUUUUCUAUAUUUUAAUAUGAUCAAGGCUCAGGUGGGCUAAAGCUGUCCUCAAAUGUUGUUCCUAUUUACCUCAGUAAUUUACUAAAGUCACUUUAACCCCCAAGAACAGCUCCCCAUGAUUUGGAUAAGGUCAUUCAAUAACUUAAAGCAGCACUGUAUGGCACUUGAAGCAUUUGUCUUUUUAAAAAAUAUAUAAAUUGAAUCCACGUUCAAGUUCAUGAACUAUAAACAAUUAGUGGCUGGGGAGUUCACUUGUACCAUAAUAUUUUUGUGGAAGUCACCUUUUCUGUUUGCAACUAAAAAUGAAGAGUCAUGAGAAACUGCAGAAUCUCAGCGCAGAUGUUGUCAUAGGUGGUCUCUUCUGAUAAAUUGAUGUAUGUGAAUGUGAUUUAUUUUCUAUGAAAGUUAAGUGUCCCUUUAGCCGUCAUGUGAGAAAUAAACUGAUUAUGUUGUAAAUCUCUUUUUCGAGUGAAAAAAGCAGUCACUCAGCUGAAUGUUUACUAAAUGUUUGCAAAGAAUUUUCCGCACAAAGUUUUUGUCACUGUUUGUUAAGGUUAUGAAGCUGUUACAACAUGUGGUGUCCUGUGGUAUUUAUGAAAAAGCAAGUGUAUGUGCUGUAACAUUUGUACUGAAAUAAAUUAUGUACACGUUGCA